Molecule: messenger RNA, 2934 nt
Organism: Gregarina niphandrodes
Lineage: Eukaryota; Apicomplexa; Conoidasida; Eugregarinorida; Gregarinidae
Exons: 1
Coding region: 1-2934 (977 amino acids)
Source: RefSeq, a predicted model, not a curated record
AUGGGGGAGGAACGAUCACCGGCGUCGGACGGCCGUUUAUUGGCGGAUUUGGCGGAGAAGGGUACGGAGGUUGAGCAGUUAAAGAAGCAGUUGAAGGACCGUGACCGCGAGCUUGAGAAGAUGCGGUACAACAUCAUUGUUCACAACGACCAGGUGGCUUCGCAGGCGGCAGAGGCGUCGAAAAAGAAAAAGGGUUGGUUCGGCGGCAAGAGCAAGUCUAAGAAGGUGCAGCCGGCGUAUAUUGUGACGGACGAUAACUUGGACUUACUACCGGCGAGUGCUGUGCUGCAGAGCCACUCGACUGCGGACGACCGCAAGGACUCAACGACAUCGGUUGUGCACCUGCAGCGGAUGCAGGCCAAGUACAAGGCCAAGCAGGACGAGGCAGAUGCGAAGAUCAUGGCACUGGAGCGUGAACGUAGCCACCUGGUGACGGAGGCGGAGGUGCAGAGCAAGCAGAUGAGCUCACUUACGGACAAGGUCCGAAGGCUUGAGGCCGCACACGAGGCUCUCCAGACGCAGUACAAGAUAGCACUGGAAAAAGGACCCAAUCUUUACAACAGCAACUUGGUGCUGCCCAAGGGUCCGGGCACGGAGGCUGACAAGUGGAAAAUCAUUGCACAGCAGCAAGAGGCUGCGCUCAAGUUGGAAGCCAUGAAACGCCAACAGAUUCAGGCGCAACUCGACAGCUACGUCCGUAUCCACCCCACCGGGAGCUUUAACGGCGUCAACGGCCUUGGGCUUGGUAGCCCGGGGAGUGGCGCGGACAGUGUGGAGCGGGAGCAACUUCGACAGCUGAAUUCGCAGUUGCGCGAAACGCAACAGGUGCUGGAGCAGUAUAAGAAUCGUUGCCAGGAACACGACAUCCAGGAGCGCGUGUUACAGGAUCGCGUGGACCAAUAUCGCACGGCCAUGCAGGAGAUGUCCGCCCUGUGGGAUAAAAAUGCGAAAGACAAGCGGCACGCGGCGCAGUUUUUGGGGUUGCUGAGUGAGGUGGUCGCGCAAAAUGAAUCGCUCCAGUCGGAGCUCUUUGUGGAGCGCCAGAAGUUCCGCGAGGACAGCGUCAUGAUGCAGGGCGAGAUACGCACUCUGCGCAACGGCCGGGUCGGCCGGCUUGGCGGUGAAGCGCCGCACACGCGUGUGUUUCCCUCCACACCGGAGCGGAACGUGACGGUUUUGCGUGCUGAUUCCAGCCGCGUGCCUAUCACGCACCAGCCACUGCCACUGCCGGCCGCGCCCACCUACAUCAUCCCUGCCCCCAUUCCAGCACCCAUCACAGAAGUGGUCCGCGAAGUCGUGAUCCAGCAGGCACCACCGCCGCCGCCGGUGAUUAUCUCCAGACCCGAGCCUGUCCUCCCUCCCAUCCCUGCCCUGCCCGACAUCGUGUCAGUCGAGGAAGAGCCCCCUUCACCCCCACCCCGGCCUCCUUCGCCGCCACCCCGGCCCCCUUCACCACCACCUCGACCCCCUUCGCCGCCGCCUUCCCCUCCUCCUACGCGGAUGCCAUCACCUCCACUGGCUCCGGAAAACACCGGCUACUACUAUGAAUGGGCCAACGGCCAAUAUGAACUCCGCACUGGAAUUAACCCUCGCAGAGAUCCGCGUUGCCCACCCGCCCUCGCUCCUCUAGACCCCCCAACCGACCCAGUCCUCGAGGCACAGACCAGGGCAGAUGAGCAGGCCAAGGCAGUCGCUGAAAACGCUCUCCGCAACUGGAACGCCGAUCCGCCUCCACGAAGGCCGGAAACAAACACUCUGUUUCGCAAGAUCGACGGGCCCUUGCCUUUGAAGAGAAGACCGCCACCUCCCGUGGUGGCGGCACCGACCCGGCCAGUUGCCAACCCAGCAGCUGCCGGUCGGGCAGCUGCGAACCAAGCUGCUACUGAGACCAAAAACGAGGACGUCAGAAAAGGGAAAUUAGCGGAUCAUGUGCCUCCGUUUUGCAGACCACUUGCCCAGCUGCAGGACACCGAUGAAUCAUCUCGUACGCCACCUUCUGAUCACCAACCUUCUCUCUCACAUCGGUCCUCCACGGGUCCUCGGCCGCCGGCUAGCCCACCGAGGACUACCCUGCCCUCCGUGGUUAGUUUCGAUACCAUGUUUCCCCCGCCUAUUGAGCAACCGCGAGAACCGAACAGACCAACAUCUAGCUUCCCUGAUAGACCACAGAUCCCUGAUAGACCACAUAUCCCCGACACCGAGAGGGCUAGUAAGAUGAAUUCAAAAGCUGACGCAAACACGAGCCCGGAUACCGACAUUUCUUUCACCACUGACAAGCCCCGGAAAAUAAACGCAGCCAGGCAUCCAGAGAAUCGAGUUGGCGGCAGCCAACUCACAUUUGACGUUAGUACCAAAUCAACCAAGACCGGCUCCAAAGAGCGUCCCCGAACGGGGUCCAAGGAACCAAGGCCCAAGGAACUAGGGUUCAAGAAACUGGAGUCCGAGGAACUAGGGUCGAAAGGCUCUAGGUCGAAGGAGUUGGGGUCGAAGGAUGACACCAAAUCCGGUGGGCCAGUUCGGUCUGAUCCAGUUAGCACAGUGCUACGCAACAGCGUGGCUGAGCGUGUGUCGGAACGCCCCGCGGGUCGCCGGGCUUCAGGAUCAGGACGUGUGGAGCCCGCGAAAGCUGAAUCGUCUGGCGCUCGAUUACCACAAUAUAAGUCGCCACAGUUCAGCCCCGAUCCGUUCGACGGAAAGGGGCUGGAGUCGCCGCCUCGCCAGUCGGGAUCGGCGAAGCGGCAAGCCGAGUUGGGUUCGUCCAGUACGGUGUUCGAGACCAAAGACCCGUACGGAGGGUUCUUCGGCAAACGGUUUGAUUCCAUUGAUGAAGACGACGUGCGGAAGUACUCCAUGGAGGAGCCACGACGGUACUCUGUGGAAGACAAGCGAAUACUCGAUUUUUCGGACAAGGAAGAUUUUAAGCUUCUCGAAUAG